This is a messenger RNA of Penicillium cataractarum, 1350 nucleotides long. Its product is annotated as bifunctional nucleoside/nucleotide kinase/histidine phosphatase family protein. Gene Ontology annotation, molecular function: 6-phosphofructo-2-kinase activity; ATP binding; fructose-2,6-bisphosphate 2-phosphatase activity. Gene Ontology annotation, biological process: fructose metabolic process; fructose 2,6-bisphosphate metabolic process. The record is from RefSeq and is a predicted model, not a curated record. Gene Ontology annotation, cellular component: cytosol. Bases 1 to 1350 code for a protein of 449 amino acids. The transcript is spliced from 3 exons. NCBI's taxonomy places the organism in Eukaryota, Fungi, Ascomycota, Eurotiomycetes, Eurotiales, Aspergillaceae.
AUGUUCGCAACUAAAUUUGGUCUCCAGUCCGAUGACUACAAGAUCUGCGUGGUCAUGGUAGGCCUGCCGGCCCGUGGUAAGAGCCUCAUUGCUGGAAAAGCCAUGCGGUAUCUUGCCUGGGUUGGUAUCCCUGCCAAGGUUUUCAACGUGGGCAGCUACCGUCGCAACGCCACUCCUCAGCCCGCGGCAACCUUCUUUGAUCCGCACAACGCAGAGGGCGAGCGCAUGCGUCGGGCCGCGGCCGAAGCAGCCAUGUCUGACAUGCUGCAGUGGUUCAACGAAGGAAAAGGUGUAGUCGCCAUCCUGGAUGCCACCAACUCCACCAAGCAGCGUCGCCAGUGGAUCUAUGAAUCCUGCCGUGAUGCCGACAUUGAGACCCUCUUUGUCGAGUCCAUCUGUGAUGAUGAGGAGUUGAUAAUGACCAACAUCCUCGAGGUCAAGACUACCUCGCCUGACUACAAGGGUCAGGACCCGGAGUUGGCUGCGUUGGACUUCCGCAACCGCAUCCGCAACUACGAGCUGGUCUACCAGACCAUUGAUGAUGAUGAGAAGGACUACACCUACGUCAAGCUCAUCAACGUGGGUUCUACCGUCAUCAUUAAUCAGAUCAAGGACUACCUGUCCAGCCGCUUGGUGUACUACAUCCAGAACCUACACAUCAAGCCCCGUUCCAUCUGGCUGUCCCGACACGGUGAAUCUGAGUUCAACCUGACUGGCAAGAUUGGCGGUGACUCCAACAUCUCCGAGCGCGGCGAAGCCUACGCCCGCAAGCUGCCAGAACUCCUGCGCAAGUCCGGCGUUCCCCCCAACACCAAGAUCGUCAUCUGGACCUCCACCCUCCGCCGCACCAUCCAGACCGCCCGCCACCUCAAGGCAGAAACCGGCUACGAGAAGCUCGAGUGGAAGGCCCUCGAUGAACUGGACUCGGGAGUCUGCGACGGCCUCACCUACGAGGAAAUUGCCGAGAAGUACCCCGAGGACUUUGCCGCCCGCGACGAAGACAAGUACAACUACCGCUACCGCGGCGGUGAGUCGUACCGCGACGUGGUCAUCCGCCUGGAGCCCAUCAUCAUGGAGCUGGAGCGCAGCGAGAACGUCAUCAUCGUCACCCACCAGGCCGUUCUGCGCUGCAUCUACGCCUACUUCAUGAACGUGCCACAGGAGAAGUCCCCCUGGAUGGAAGUUCCCCUGCACACCCUCAUCAAGCUGACCCCCCGCGCCUACGGUACCGAGGAGCAGCGCUUCAAGGCCGAUAUCCCCGCCGUCUCGACCUGGCGUGGCAAGGGCUCCUCUGCGAAGCAUCAGGAAUUCCCCGCAGAGGGUGCGGAGUGCCCGCCCGCCUCUCACUGA